AUGUGUGUAACUAUUGUAUCUUUCAUUCGGAUUGUGUUGAAGCAUUUGGAUUAUAAUUGCUCGAGACAGUUGAAAGAUACGAUAAAGAAAGACGUCAGGAAGAAGAUUCAUCUCCUUCUUAGGAAAACCCCACCUUCACAAUCCCCAAUUUUCAGUAAGUUGGUUAAUGGAAGUAAGGGGAAGAAAUGGGGAAGAAGAUUGGUCUCCGUGGAAUUGGUAUUUAGUGCUCUUGAUGACCUUGCAAUUAAUCAUGGUUGUAGCAGUGAGGCCCUUGAGAAAGCCAGCACGGACGAAACAGUGAUAAAUGCUAUUGGAGAUCCUAUUGUGAGGGGUCCGUGGUAUAAUGCUGCACUUGCAGUAACUCACAGGAGGCAUUCUGUGUCGCGUACUAUUCCUGUUUAUGGACCUCAAGGCACAGGAGUCUUUCCGUUAAGGGCAGUUCAUGAUAAAGGUUUUAUUCAUCAUUCUGAACUCUCGAGUCUGCUCUCUUCUGUGUUAUCUCUUUCGAUUACAGUUUACACAUAUUGGUAACUUGCUUGAAUUGUAAUGCCGUGUUACUGGGAAAUUCUUAUCAUGAAAAGAAUGUUAAAAACACCGUGUAUCUUUAUAUUAAAAAAAAGGGAAAAAUAUCAAAUUAGUGACUCGUUCCAUUCAAAUAUAUCAAGUAAGUCACCACUUUCCAGUUUGACUCAAAUUGGUCACUGGAGUACCUCUUUUGUUCAGUCCGUUAGAGUCAAACAAGCGGAACGGUCGUUUUCAACGCCAAACGUUAAAAUAAACGUAAAAUCAGCGGAAGAUCGCCACAUGGAGAUGAGUUGUCAUAAUGAUUAGAUUAAGACAAUAUAAAACGCAAAGAAUCUCAGACAAAUAUAUACAUAUACAUGUAUAUAUGUAUAUGUCCUUCAGUUCCUGCGCAUUAUGUAUAUGUGUAUAUUUGUCUGAUUUGGGUUUUAUUUUGUCUUUAUCUAGUAAGCAUGUCAACUCAUCUUCACGUGGUGGUAUUAUGCUAAUUUAAUAUUUAUUUUAACGUUUAACGUUAAAAAUGACUGGUCCGUUUGUUUGAACAAAAGAGUCACUUUGGUGACCAUUUUGAGUCAAACUCGAAAGUGGUAACUUACUUGAUAUAUUUGAAUGGAACGAAUCACGAAUUUGAUAUUUUUCCCUUAAAAAAAUUGUGUAUUUUACUUCACGUUUCCUGAAUAUUAAUAUGUGUGCAAAAAAUUAGAUCAGGAUGUAUGUUCUUAACAAGAACAUGGACGACUUAAAAUCCAAUAUCAAGAGUUAUCGAAAUAGAACGGCUUGUGAAAUGACGUUACGUCAUGAUCAUCCAUCACAGAAGAGGAUGAAUCGCGGAAAUCUUGAACGUUCUUUCGCAUAAAUUAGAUGUGCUCUCUCUGAUUCAUAAUCUUAAUUAUUUACGUGUUCAUGUUUAGUUUAUAAUAAAAAUCUUGAAAUCUCAUGUACAUCUCUUUAUUAUACUCCCUCCGUCCCGCCAGGAAGCUUACGUGCACUGUUUGCGCGUAUUUUGAUGCUCUCAUAAAGUAUAAUUCUAUAACGUAUUUUUAAUUUUUUCUUUUUUUGAAUGAAAGUUUAAAUUUCAAAAUUUUUUUCAGUAUUUUUCUUUAAAAAAAAAGUUACAUGAAAAUUGCGUGUCGAAAAGUAAGGUAAAGAGGGAGUAACAUAUAAGGUUAUUUGUGAUCAUUUUUAAUAUUGGGUUACCCAAGAUUAUUAUUCAAAAUAGGCUGCGUUCAGUUGAUUAGUUAAAUAUGUGCAAAAGAAAUAGAACAGAAAGAAAGAAGAUUCCCUGUACAUAUGAUAUCUGCAUGAUAUAGAGAAUUAUUAUGCAAGCACUGUGAUGCAAUUACACUGCAGACCUCAAAUUAUAUAUAGGCAGACGAUUUGUUACAAGAAAUUGUUUGGAACGCAGAAACAUGAGAAGAAGCCAUUGAUGCAUGGUGAUGUGAAAUCUCUUCAAUCAUUACUGCUUGCUCCGUGGGCAGGGAGGGAUUGGCUCCUACUUGCUACAGCACAGACAACGAUGAGAGAGUGUGAAAUUAGCAAAAUGGUUAAUAAUGGGUUUUUUGAUUAAUUUUAAUCAUAUUUUAUAUUUAUUCAUUCAUAAGAAAAGAUAUUAUUUAUCUCGUAAAUAGCUUUGAAUAAAAAGAGUUUAUGUUUGUUUGUUUUUUUUUUGCCACAGAAAGGAUAGAUUAUAUUACUGAAUCAAAUCCUUACAAGAUUAAAAUCUGGGUGGACAUCCCCACCUCCCAUCUACGAUCAGCUACUAAACAGUUAUACCUCGCUAAAUAGUGAGCUAGUCUGUUUGCGGAUCGUCUAACAAACCUUAACUUAACAUUUUGAUUCUGUAAAGGAGUAGUUUAUUUAGAAUAAAUUUCGGUGAGCGAGUUGGUGUGCCUCACAAAAUUAGUAGAAACAAAUAUGUCUUUUUUAAGAAAAUGUUAACAAGCGGAUGGGAAUUGCGUACGAGAGGAUGAAAAUACCGCCGAAAUGGUAAAACCCAUGGGUGGAUAGGCGGCGUGCCUGGUAGUUAGCAUAGACGACAGGGGAAGCUGAUGAUUGAGAGUGAAGAGCAGUGAGGUGUGGUAAAGAGGCUGUGCCAAGCAGAAGAGUAAGGAGCAACAAUACGAAGCUCAUCUGAAUAAAUGAUGCAGCCAUACUCAUACAAAGAUGUUUAACCAUUUCAUCAUAUAUAUAGGGGAUUGGGAAGACACCCCCAAGUAUAUCUUUUGUGCAUAAUUAAAAAACAAAAGGUUGUAGAAAAUGGAGUGUAGAAAUAUUUCUUUGACGCAUUAGUGAUCAACUGAUCGUACACAGAGCCUGUUUGGCAC
Messenger RNA from Daucus carota subsp. sativus, 2846 nucleotides. RefSeq lists its product as uncharacterized. The transcript has 5 exons. The coding region runs from base 1 to 531 and encodes 176 amino acids. The record is from RefSeq and is a predicted model, not a curated record. NCBI's taxonomy places the organism in Eukaryota, Viridiplantae, Streptophyta, Magnoliopsida, Apiales, Apiaceae.